CCUUUUUAGAUGUGCCUUCAGUAAUACCAUUGCUGCAGAACGUAUGGAUCCUUUAUAUUUGAAGAGUUGGUCUCACUUUUCCAAAAGUGUUCCUUGAUGUGUGACCCAUCAUUUUUUUUUUACAAUGAUCCUUUAUAUUGGAGAUGAGACAGACUUUCUGAGAAUUAUAUAAACCACCAUAUAAAAAUUUUAAAUGUACACGCUCCCCAGAAUGUAUUUUAGUAGCAGAAAGUUAAGAAGAUGCCAGUUUCUUCAAGUAUUGGCCAGUUGCUUUGUUGUGUCUUUCAUGCUGAUGUGGGUUCAGGACGACAAUGAUAUUGUAAACCACAUAAAGUCUUACUCCUACAGAUAUCUCAUAAACCGUUAUGGAUUUGUAAAUGACAGCUUAACUGUUUUACGGGACAAAUCUGAUAGGUCAAGAAACUUUGAGUACUUGAUCAACAAUAAAGACAAAUGUCAGGAGGAUGACGUGCUGCUCUUGCUGUUUGUAAAGACUUCUCCAGAGAACCGAAGACGGCGUGAUGCCAUUAGGUACACCUGGGGAAAUGAGAAUUAUAUACGAUCCCAGUAUGCUGCCAACAUUAAGGUUAUGUUUGCCCUUGGAGUAGAUAAAGACCCCGUAAAGCGCAGCCAGCAACAGAAGCAGCUUGAAGUGGAAAACAAGGUGCAUCGUGACUUGGUACAGCAAGAGUUCCUAGACACGUUUCAUAAUUUAACUUUAAAGUUCCUGCUGCAGUUUGGAUGGGUGAAUGCAUACUGUCGCCAAGCAAAAUUUAUUAUGACGGCAGAUGAUGACAUCUUUGUUCAUACACCUAAUUUGAUUUCAUACUUGAAAGAUAUGGAUUUAAUAGGUGUCCAGGACUUCUGGAUUGGUAGAGUCCAUCGUGGAUCGCCUCCAAUAAGAAACAAACAUAGCAAGUAUUUUGUCCCAUAUGAAAUGUAUCAGUGGGCUUCUUAUCCUGAUUACACUGCAGGGGCUGCCUAUGUAGUUUCUCGUGAUGUGGCAGCCAAAGUAUACGACGCAUCGCAGACGUUAAAUACCAGCCUGUACAUUGAUGAUGUUUUCAUGGGAAUCUGUGCCAAUAAAAUGGGGAUUGUGCCUCAACAUCACUUAUUCUUUUCAGGGGAAGGUAAGGCACCCUAUCACCAGUGCAUCUAUAACAGGAUGAUGACGUCCCAUGGACAUGUAGAUGAUCUACAUUAUUUGUGGAAGCAAGCAACUGAUUCUAAAGUCAAAGAUUUAACAUCUGGCUUCUGGGGACAUGCCUACUGCAAGCUGAUUAACAUUAUGCUUCUUUGCAGGAUUCGAUAUGAUGAUACGUAUCCAUGUUCUGCUGCAUGGUCCUAGUAAUGUUUUGAAUGAGUAUUU
Nanorana parkeri is the source of this 1369-nucleotide messenger RNA. RefSeq names its product UDP-GlcNAc:betaGal beta-1,3-N-acetylglucosaminyltransferase 5 (gene B3GNT5). Bases 194 to 1348 code for a protein of 384 amino acids. The transcript has a single exon. NCBI's taxonomy places the organism in Eukaryota, Metazoa, Chordata, Amphibia, Anura, Dicroglossidae. The record is from RefSeq and is a predicted model, not a curated record. Gene Ontology annotation, cellular component: membrane. Gene Ontology annotation, biological process: brain development.